CUCGAAUAGUCCUGCAAAUUCCAAAGUUUUUCGAACCAUUUGAAAAUUGGCUAUAUUUAGUUACUAACCGUGCAUCUACAAAGUAAUUUUACUGCAUUGGAAAUGGUUGACCUAAGUGAAAAGGAUCUUAAUGAUGUUCACGAAAUGUUCCUACUGUUUGACACAAAAGGAGAUGAAAAAAUCGAGGCGAAAGAUAUUGGCGAAGUUGUGCGUGCAAUGGGUCUAAAUCCAACAGAGUCGGACAUUGGAAAAUAUGGCUAUCAAAAUAAUCCAAACGAACGUAUCAGUUUCGAAUCAUUCGUUCCAAUUUAUCAUGGUUUAUUAAAAGAACAAGUGGAAGUGGAUCAAGAAACGUUUAUUGAGUCGUUUCGUGUAUUUGAUAAAGAAGAUAAUGGAUUAAUUAGUGCAGCUGAAUUAAGACAUCUACUAACAGCACUAGGUGAAAAACUACGAGAUGAUGAAGUAGAUGUAUUAUUAUCUGGUUUAGAAAAUAGUCAAGGUCUUGUACCAUAUGAAGCUUUUGUACAACGUGUUAUGAGUUAAGACCAACCUUCAUUCUGAACCCGUAAAUCAUUAAAGUACCCUAUUCAACAGGUUGAUUUUUGAUAAGUUGCGAAAUAAAUUAUCAGCUUUUUUCAUUAUUUUACAACGUCAAGUUCUAUAAACGAGCUUAUUUAUG
This is a messenger RNA of Schistosoma mattheei, 679 nucleotides long. The record is from the annotation of a GenBank genome assembly. Lineage: Eukaryota; Metazoa; Platyhelminthes; Trematoda; Strigeidida; Schistosomatidae.